This is a messenger RNA of Arachis stenosperma, 921 nucleotides long. RefSeq lists its product as uncharacterized. The transcript has a single exon. The record is from RefSeq and is a predicted model, not a curated record. Bases 73 to 921 code for a protein of 282 amino acids. Gene Ontology annotation, cellular component: VCP-NPL4-UFD1 AAA ATPase complex. Gene Ontology annotation, molecular function: polyubiquitin modification-dependent protein binding. NCBI's taxonomy places the organism in Eukaryota, Viridiplantae, Streptophyta, Magnoliopsida, Fabales, Fabaceae.
AAAAAUUAUUACCACUGUCAUUCUGUUUCUUCCACUGAAAAGUCAAAUUUGGAAUCGGGCAAUAAGAUUAUCAUGCCUCCUUCAGCACUUAAUAAGCUUUUGUAUGCUGGAGUGGAAUACCCUAUGUUAUUUGAAAUGAGACAUCUUUCUAAUGGAAAAUUUUCUCACUGUGGGGUCCUAGAAUUCACUGCUGAAGAGGGGAAAAUUUGUGUACCGAACUGGAUGAUGAAAAAUAUGCAGUUAGAAGAUGGAGAUCUUGUACUUCUGAAAAGCACCACACUUGUAAAAGGAACAUAUCUCAAGCUGCAGCCUCACACAAAGGAUUUCAUGGAUCUCUCAAAUAUAAAAGCAACGCUGGAGAUUAAUCUGCGGAGCUUCUCAUGUGUAACAACUGGUGACACAAUAAUGAUUCCAUACAACAACAAAGAAUACUACAUUGAUGUGAUUGAAACUAAGCCAUCUCAUGCUAUCAGCAUCAUUGAAACAGACUGUGAAGUUGAUUUUGUCCCCCCUCUUGAUUAUAAAGAAGAAUUUAAGAAAGAGUUGCCAGCUACUUCAUCUGACCGGAAACAACAGCAAGAAGCUGAUGACAUUGACAUUCUAACUAAGAUUGGAGAGUUUGCACCAUUUUCUGGUUCUGCAAGGCGUUUAGAUGGUAAGUUAUCCACACCAUCAGAUAAACAAGUUUUUUCUUCCUCUUGUAUGGCAAAACAGCAAGGUGACAAUGAACACAAGAAUUCUGAUUCCAAAUCUUCAUCGAAUAAUGUUUCAUCUACAAUUUCUGGGAAGCUUUUCUUUGGGUCAAAAUCACACAAGGCCUCUCAGAAAUCCACUAAUCAAGACAAGGCAGAAAUAACCCAGAAGCCACAAGAACCAAAGUUUCAAGCUUUCACGGGAAAAAAAUAUUCACUAAGAAAUUGA